This is a messenger RNA of Paramecium pentaurelia, 2320 nucleotides long. Lineage: Eukaryota; Ciliophora; Oligohymenophorea; Peniculida; Parameciidae. The record is from the annotation of a GenBank genome assembly.
AUGAAUUGUACCUAUCAUAUCAGAAAUUCAUAUUCUUUGAUUUGCAAAGUUCCUCACAAGGGCGAAUGUUAAAGGAAACUUUGUGAUGAAUGUCUUAAUAAACAUGGUGUUGAUUUGAAACAUACAAUUCCUAUAAAAAUAUUUCGAGAAAUGGCUAUGAAGGAAUUAAAAGACUCCAAGCUUGACGAGACAUCUAAGUUAAACGAAAAGAGAAUGGCCUUUAAAUACUUGCUCUCUCAAACCAAAUCUAUGCUAAAGAAAAUUUGGGAAGAAUUAUAAAAAUUUAUCAAUUAAGUAUAUCAUAUGAUUGAAAAGGAAAACUAAUCAUUCUUAAAUCUCAUAACGAAAAUACUAAUCUAGCUGAAUCCUCUUAAAAAGAUUUAGAAAAAUUAGUAAACAUGGUAGAAGGAACAAAUCUAUCUGAUUGGAAUGCUUAGAAGAAUUUUUAUAUGAAGGAGUUAGAUAAGACAAAGAGUUGGUGGAACUAUCAUAUUAAGGCUUUUAUAGAAAAGUCUAACCUAGAAAUUCAAUAGAUUCAAUAAUUAAUUAAGUAAGUAUUUAAAUCAUAUAUCUAGGAUUCAACCUAAUCAAAAAGAAGAAACCGAAGUUUAUAUAAUGAAAGAAGAACUUUUUGAAGUCUUAACUUACAUUGAGGAUAUUGAUGAAUCUAUACAUAAGAAAAUUCUUUAAAUACAAUGUUUCAGAUAUUUUUGGAUUCCUUUCGAAGAAAAACAAUUUUACGAAUCUUAAUUCAACAAGCAAGAGAAUAUAAGCUUCAUAAAUUAUUAAAUAAAUAAAAUCACAAAUGUCUUGAAAAAUAUUAAGGACCAUUAAUUUAAUAAAGAUGACUAUUCUUCGAAGACUUACGAAAAGGAAAGAUAAGAUCUAAUUAAGUAGAUAGUAAAAAAUAAGAGGAGCAUAGAUUUUAUAAAGUUUUAGUUUUUCUAACAAGCAUAGAUGCAAAAUUUAUUUAAUGUGGAUCUAAUUCAGGUUGAUCUAAGGAACCUAUCUUUUGAGAAUAUUAGGAUAAAGAAUACUUCUUUGAUUGGAGGUAAUUUUGUGCAAUGCAAUUUAAAUGGAUCGGAAUUUGAUAACGUUGAUUUUAGUGGAUUGAAUUUGAAUGGUACCUAGAUGUUUAAUUGUAAAUGGAAGAAUAUUAAAAUCCAUAAAUUCAAUAAAUUGGAUGGUCAUAAUAGUUGAGUGAAUUCUGUCCAUUUCUCUCCUGAUGGAACUACUUUAGCAUCUAGUAGUGGUAAUAUUUAUUAAGGUAGUGAUUGUUCUAUCCGUCUAUGGGAUAUAAAAACAGGAUAAUCAAAAGCCAAAUUAGUUGGUCAUACUAGUCAAGUAAUGUCAGUCUAUUUCUCUCCUGAUGGUAAUAUAUUAGCAUCUGGUAGUUAUGAUAAGUCUAUCCGUUUAUGGGAUGUCAUAAUAGGAUACUAAAAAGCCAAAUUAGAUGUUCAUACAAGCCCUGUCUAUUCGGUCUGUUUCUCUCCUGAUGGAAAUACAUUAGCAUCUCGUACUGAUGAUAACUCUGUUCGUACCUGGGAUGUUGAAACUGGAUAAGAAAUUCAAUCCUCUGAUUAAAAUUAUAAAGAUGUUUUAAUGAAAUUUAAAACUCCAUUCCUAUAACAUAAUGCUAUUUCAGAACGUGGUAUUUAAGAUUUUUAUAUUAUUAGUCUCUAAUUAUAUUGCAACACUUCUUAUAUCUUAAUAAGCAAUAUUUUAAGCAAAAGGAGCUCUAAUACUGAAAGGAGAAUUUAUUAAUCAAUUUUAAAGACAUUAUUAAAACAACAAGGAAGUUGCUUUUUGGAAAAUUUAAAGUAAAAGUGGAUUUGAUUAUUAUCAGAAAAAUUACAAAUUUAUUUACAACCAAUUUCUUUUGUCUUUAUCGGUCUGCUCUUCAACUUCAUUUCUUAAAAUAUAUAAAAACAUUUCUAUCCAAAGUUUAAUUCCAUUUUAGUUAAAUAUACGCCUCUUUUACUUUAGUAUUUUUAAAUCUAUGAUCAGCCUAGCACAGGGAAUAUUUAUUGAGAUGUCAUAAAAUUUAUCAAUAAAUAUUUAUAGAAGUUUAAAUUUAAAUGAUACUACAUUAAAUAAAUAACCUAAACAGAGAUCAGUGAGCCUAACAAAGAGAUUAAAAGAAAGCGCAAAAUAAUUAUUUAAAGAACAUUAAAGGUAAAUUAACACAAUGGCAUUUUUUUAAUAAUCUAGGAUACAAAGAUAAUAAUAAGAUGCCAAGAAUUUAAAAAAUAAUGUUGAUCCUAUUUUAUUUAAGCAAUUAACCUAAACUAUAAAAAAGUAAAGAAAAUAGGUAGAAUGA